This is a messenger RNA of Dissoconium aciculare CBS 342.82, 1690 nucleotides long. RefSeq lists its product as uncharacterized. The transcript has 4 exons. Gene Ontology annotation, biological process: regulation of DNA-templated transcription. The coding region runs from base 110 to 1660 and encodes 516 amino acids. The record is from RefSeq and is a predicted model, not a curated record. Gene Ontology annotation, molecular function: zinc ion binding; DNA-binding transcription factor activity, RNA polymerase II-specific. Lineage: Eukaryota; Fungi; Ascomycota; Dothideomycetes; Mycosphaerellales; Dissoconiaceae.
CACAUACAGACAUACCGCACAAUUGCCGUUUUCGUCGAGACGCCAGCAACAACGCCGGCAGCUAGAGCUUGUGCAGCGAGUGUUCUGUAUUCGAAGGAUUGCCUGUGGCAUGACUGUCCUCGGCAAAUGCAAUACUUGCCGCGCGCGCAAGAUCAAGUGCGACGAAGUAAAACCUGUAUGCGGUCGCUGCCGCAAGGUUGGGCGAGAAUGUAGUUAUACAGCCGAGCGCAACGAUCAGACUGGCCUCAGCGUGCGGUCAUCAAGUACAGCGGCACAUGGUCUCGGACGUUAUCACACCUUGAUCCUAGAACGAAAUAAGGCCAAGCCUCGACUUCUUUCAUCCGGUACGGAUGUCAUUCUUGCUCAACGAUGGGCAAAUGCUUGCAUGAGCGAGCUCGACUUUGGAGGGUUGUGGCAAACGAUCCCCGUCCGACUCGGCCACGAUGAGAUUUUAGACGCUGCGGUCACGUACCACCUCGACUGUCAAGACUUCUUCAAGACGCAGAGCGAUACUUCGGCCCUGACUUUAUUGCGCUCGGGUACCAAGGCGAUGGAAGCUAUGAGAAUGGCUGUGGCCAAACCUCGUCGUGACACUCGUAACGCUGUGGCGAUCUCGAUGGUGGUCUUGGCUGUUGCAGAGGCAUAUCGCGACUUUUCGGGCUUCGCAUGGUCAUGUCAUAUCCAGGGUUUUCUCGGAUUGCGGCAGGCUUCCUGGAUGACGGACGAGGGCAGAGCGCUCAUGGAAGUUUUAAUCGGCGGUCUAUGGGCAGCAGAGGUGGCUGAGGCAGUGUACGCCGACACAGACUCCCUUCUGGAUAACGGCAGCAUAUCACCUCCGCUGUCGACAUUACCUGACGAGAACCAGUUGCGGCAUGCCUGCAACUUUGUGAAGGAUAAGAUGAUUCUUGUUCCACGACUCGUGCGUUACACUCGCCAAUUCGCCGCACAACUAUACGAUGCAGAGCUCGUGCCACAGAUACAAUCUCUAGUAACUUCGCUUUACGAUCAUGAUUUCAUGCUACAGAUGGAAGCAUUCAUCAGCAGUAUUACCACGACUCAUCCAGCUCUGCAUAUGCCCUUCACCAACCCUCUCAACCGAUCCUUUACAAUCGCUAAUGGGCAGGUAUACUGGCUCCUGGCAAAGUACUACAUGUAUCGCACUAUCAUUUGCGGAACCAUGCUCCGCCUCUGGAUGCUCGGCAUGGUCCCAACAUCAGCUCAUGACAAAAGUUCCAUAGAACAAGAAGACGUCCGGGUAGCUGAGAAACUAUGCAUGUGUGUCGAAUACGCCACCUCUGGUGGACCAGGGGCCGAUUUCAAGAUCUUGGACAUACGAAGCCCGAUCACUUUGGCCUGGGGUGCAUUGAACCGCCAUGAGCAGCGACUAAUAAAUGCGCAAGCUGAUGGCCAGCCUCUUGACAUUGCGGCUGUAGAACGUACACGUUCGAUGAAGGUGUACUGCAAACAGACUUUUGAUAUGAUAAGAGAGAUCUGGCAUGGCGGCGAUGCGUGGACAGCUGAUUUCGAGCCAUGGGCAGAAACGUACACGGGAGGACCGCCCAUGCCCUGGUUAUUACUGAAGCGCGUUGCUUCGCCAAAACAGGCCUCCAAGUCACCUGCAAUGAUCGAUGAGUUAGAACAUGUAGACGAUGAAUCAUGAUAACGAAUUUGCCCAAGGGGGUUGCCAAAG